Messenger RNA from Mercenaria mercenaria, 6415 nucleotides. RefSeq names its product receptor-type guanylate cyclase Gyc76C-like. Bases 323 to 3928 code for a protein of 1201 amino acids. Lineage: Eukaryota; Metazoa; Mollusca; Bivalvia; Venerida; Veneridae. Gene Ontology annotation, molecular function: guanylate cyclase activity; protein kinase activity; peptide receptor activity. The transcript is spliced from 22 exons. Gene Ontology annotation, biological process: intracellular signal transduction; receptor guanylyl cyclase signaling pathway; cGMP biosynthetic process. The record is from RefSeq and is a predicted model, not a curated record.
UGACAGUCAGCAUCACUGGAUUUAUUAUGAAAGCUAUAGAAAACAAAAUUAUCCAUGAAUAGUUAAGUGUUACUAGCCACGGAAACUAAUUUUGUCAUAUUAUUCAUGACAAUUUAGAUGCCGCCAGACUUCUGCCCGUAGAGUGUGGAAAAUUGGCGGUGAUUACAUCAGUUUUGACACAGCAGGGACCUAUCAUUGGUCUUCAGUAUAACUGUCUCACUUACAUUGAAAAUAGUUUCAUCAAAAUGCAUUUAUUGUGACAGCGAGUGUAUUUUAUGUAUAUUGGAGUGUUCAUUAUUAACAAACUAUAAGAGAGACGAGAAUGGGCGCUCCUAGAAUAAAGAUGUUAUUUAGUUUUCUCGUGUUUAUUCUGGAUUUUUAUUCAAUAUUAUGUGAAGACAUUAUUAUAGGAUAUAUUACUGGAUCACAAAAGCCUGAUGACGGAUUUUACCGACGACCUGGUCAAGCGAUUUCCGGCGCCUUGACUCUGGCUUUAGAUGAAAUAAAUAACAAUACAGAUAUUUUACCAAAUCAUAACCUGAAUUUCUUAAUAGCAGAGACUCGUGGAAAAGAAUUUCUUAGUAUUAAAGAAACAGUUGAGCUAAUUAACCAGAACAUAUCUGUUUAUAUUGGACCACAGGAAACUUGUAUCCAUGAAGCGAAAAUCGCAGCCUCAUUCAACAUUCCAAUGAUAUCUUAUUUUUGCUCUGAGGUUGAUGUUAGCAACAGCCAGUCCUACCCAACAUUUGCUAGGACAAAACCAACGGAUUCACAAAUUUCGAAAAGUGUAGUUUCAAUCCUGAAGAAGUUUAGAUGGAAAAAGAUUACUUUUGUCCACACAAGCGAAUCAGUGCUGCAGCACACAGCCGACACAAUAUAUGAGCUAAUGCAGAUCUAUGAUAUAGAAGUGACAUUCCGGAAAGUUUACAAGGGACCUUAUUUCCACAGACAUACCGUGAACCCAUUCAUCAAAAUAAUUCAAGAAACAUUUGUUGAUACAAGAAUUUACGUAAUUCUGGGACAAAGUUACGAGUUUGUUGGUCUAUUAGACCACUUGAACGACAGAGGCCUACUCGACACAGGGGAAUACUUCGUGGUUGGAGUUGAUGUAGGACAAUAUGACCCAAAAGAUGCACAAAAAUAUUUCAAAGGAAUUUUCACAGAAAAAAACGUGACGACUGACAUUCAAGAAGCAUUCAAGUAUUUUAUAGGCGUGGCACAUUCUCCGCCUGUAUACCCGGGCUACGAUGAGUUUACAAGACUUGUAAAUAAACAUCUUGAAGCGCCACCAUUUAACUUUGAAAACCCUUUUAUAGAUAUUGAAGGACUAAAAAUAAUAAGACCAGAAGCCUCGUAUCUAUAUGACGCUAUUUGGCUGUAUGCCAAAGCCGUACAAGAAUGUAUUGAUAACGGACAAGAUUUUAGAAAUGGGACGACUGUCAUCAAUAAAAUCAAACAUCAGACGUACAAAAGCGCAAUGGGUUACAUCGUGCGUAUUAAUGAGCUUGGAGAUUCAGAAGGUAACUACUCACUUAUAGCACGUGAUCUGCUGGAGGACGAUUCAGAUCAGUAUGGCAUGUAUCCUGUUGGGGUGUUCCGGCUCAAUCAGAACCUAGCACUCUUACCGACAUUCCAUUACUACGAAAAUGGUCACAUAGACUGGCCUGAGGGAACGCCGCCUGUUGAUGAACCGCCAUGCGGGUUUAGAGGACAGAAGUGUAUCCCCCCUACAACGUACACGAAGGAAAUCCUGUCUGGAGUAGCAGGUGGACUUGCUUUAAUUGUAUUAAUAAUUGGUUUCCUUGUAUACAGAAACUGGAAAUAUGAGAACGACUUAGCGAGUUUAUUAUGGAAAAUAGACUAUAAAGAUAUCGACUUCAAAGAUCAUUUUGUUGGAACCAUGUCGUCAAAAUGUGGGACGAAAGGAAGAAGAAACACCGUAGUUCGCGUUAACAGUAGAAUGUUCCAGCUUGCAAACUGUCAGCGAACUGCCGUUGUGAGAGUGAACAGUCAGAUGUCAUUGGCAUCACAAGGGGAAUUUGACUUUAGGCAGCUGUUUACAUGUGUAGCUACGUACAAGGGUAUGGUUGUCGCUGUGAGAAAAAUCAGAAAGAAGAAUGUAGAAUUAACGAGAAGCGUAAAAAAAGAGCUCAAAGUGAUUCGUGACUUACGGCAUGACAACCUAAAUCCCUUUAUUGGCGCGUGCCUUGAUGCUCCAAAUGUCUUGAUCGUAACGGCAUAUUGUUCAAAAGGAAGUCUGCAAGAUCUGCUUGAAAACGAUGACAUACAACUAGAUGACAUGUUUAGAGCAUCUCUAGUCUUCGAUAUUAUUAGGGGUAUGAUAUACUUACAUGACAGUGAAAUAAAAUCCCAUGGUAAACUGAAAUCCUCUAAUUGCCUGGUGGACAAUCGAUGGGUGUUAAAAAUAACAGAUUUCGGUCUGCACGAGUUUACAGAGGGUGAAGAGGACGAAGAUGAGGGGGACUUUGCUAGAUAUAGAAAUCUUCUUUGGAAGGCUCCUGAAUUGUUACGGGUAAAUAAUGCCCCAAGACGAGGCACGUUAGAGGGAGAUGUUUACUCGUUUGCAAUAAUAUUAUAUGAAAUCUAUGGAAGGAAAGGACCAUACGGAGAUACAGAACUUUCUCCCAAAGAAAUCAUCACACGAGUAACAGGAUUUCAAAAUUACACUCCGUACCGUCCACAUCUCGGGGCACUAGAUACGACGCCAAAAAUAGCAACAGACGUGAUCAGAGAGUGUUGGGACGAAGAGCCAUCACGAAGGCCGGAUUUCAAAAUGAUCAGAAAUAGGUUGAAGCCUAUGCAGAAAGGAAUGAAACCAAAUAUUAUGGAUAACAUGAUAUCUAUGAUGGAAAAGUACGCGAGCAAUCUGGAAGCCUUGGUGGAGGAGAGGACAGAUCAACUCAGGGAAGAGAAGAAGAAAACAGAAGAUAUAUUACUUCAAAUGUUACCAAAGGCAGUGACCGAGCAGUUAAAACGAGGAAAAGUUGUAGAGGCAGAAUCGUUUGACAGUGUAACAAUAUAUUUCUCUGACAUAUGCGGCUUCACGGCCAUGUGUGCAGACAGCUCACCAUUGCAGGUUGUGAAUCUGCUCAAUGAUCUAUACACCCUGUUUGACUCUAUCAUCGAGCAUUACGACGUCUAUAAAGUAGAAACGAUUGGUGACGCUUACAUGGUUUGCUCCGGCUUGCCAAAACGUAACGGACUUCUUCAUGCUGGUGAGAUUGCAUCAAUGUCACUUCACUUACUAAAGGCAAUUAAGCAGUUUAAAAUACGCAAUCGUCCUGAUGAAACAUUAAAGCUACGUAUUGGUAUUCACUCUGGGCCAGUAGUGGCUGGUGUUGUUGGCCUGAAAAUGCCUAGAUAUUGUCUGUUUGGGGAUACUGUAAAUACGACGAGCAGAAUGGAGAGCAAUGGAAUUGCGUUGAAAAUCCAUUGUUCCCCACAAUGUAAGACGUUACUGGACCAAUUAGGCGGUUACAUUCUUAAGGAAAGAGGUCUAGUGUCAAUGAAGGGUAAAGGUGAAAUCCUUACAUACUGGCUGAUCAGUGAGAACAAACAAAAACGUUUGAAACGGUUAGAAUCCGUGUCAGCAUCUCAAGGUUUUGCAGUACCUACUGCUGGUGAUAGUGAUAUUGAUGAAACAAUCACUUUCCGAACAUCACUUGAUGGUGAAACAAAUAAUGCUUAUGAUUCUGUCCGCGAAUCGUCCUGGAAUCACAGCGGGACAGAAGAGCAUAGUGAUACUACAGGGAUGAUAAAUGAUCCGAAUAUAGAGGAAACUGUUUCUAGCUUACAUGAAAGUGACAUCUUAUGUAACGGAAGACAUAAAAGUGAUUCGAGCAGACAGAGAAACGGAGAUAUAGAAACACGUGUGGAAAUGAAACCCCUUCUUAGUCACGUGACAUAAAUUUUCAAUGUUUUGUCCCAUUCUGUGAAACAUAGGCUUGUUUCUGAAAUGUAGACAAAACAUUACUUACAAAACAAUGAACCAUAUCAAAAUAUAUAACAAUACUUUACAUGCAGAUUGAACUGUUUUCAAAAACUGUAAAACCUAUACUUUUCUAUGGUUGUGAGGUAUGGGGAUAUGGAAACAUAGAUGUAAUUGAAAGGGUACAGUUGAAAUUUUUAAAGUAUAUUUUGAAUGUGAAAAAUUGUACGGCAAAUAAUAUUGUUUACGGUGAAACAGGUGUUACACCAAUAUCAAUUGACAUCAAAUCGAGGAUUGUAUCAUUCUGGUCAAAACUUGUUAGCUCAAAUGAAAGUAAAUUAACAGGGGAUAUGUAUGCCAUACUUUUAAAUCAUUUCCAAGAAACAAAUGUAAAUAACAUAAGACAUUAUUUAUGGAUUAGAAAUGUUAAAGAUAUAUUGAUAAGCAGUGGAAUGAUAAAUGUAUGGGAAACACAAACAUUCCCAAAUGGUAAAUGGCUUUAUAUGACUAUAAAGCAAAAAUUACGUGAUUUAUUUCUAAAUGAAUGGUAUUCAAAUAUUGAAAAUUCAAGUAGUUGUAAAAAUUAUAGGAUAUUUAAAACAAAAUUUGGUUUUGAAGACUAUCUGAUCAGUACACAAACAAAAUAUCUUAAGUAUAUUGUUAAAUUCAGAACGAGAAAUCACAGACUGCCUAUAGAAACCGGUUGUUGGAAUAGAAUCCCUUUAGAAUUAAGGAAAUGUACAUUAUGUAAUCAAAAUAUUAACGAUGAGUUUCAUUAUCUCUUAGAAUGUUCAGCAUUAAAUAUUGCAAGAAAAAAAUUUAUUAAACCACAAUACAUAAGGAACCCUAAUGUCAUAUCAUUUGAAAAAUUAAUGACAACCAAUUUACACAAUCAUGUUGAAUAUAGAAAGCUAUGUAUGUUUAUUAAGGAUGUAGGAGCGAAUUUUUUCUAACGGUCAGAAUUUUUUCAUGCUCUGUGAGCUUGAAGAACAUUAGUUUCUAAGACAAACAAGAGAAGAAAAAACACAGGUCACCGAACUCGUUUUAUUUUUAUAGGGCAUUUUCUUCUCCCAGUGUUUGAGCAUUUCUGAAAUUUUGUAAAACUGUAAAAAUGGUGGUAUGUUAUAAAACAUAUAAUAUCCCAUUUAAUGUUAAAGGGAUUUCAUGUCUUACAGGUUAAUAUGAAUACAAGGUGAUAUCAGUAUUAUAUAAGCAUAAAUGUCACGAACAAAUCUCUUUCAUUUUUACAUGUUGACAUAAUUACCCCACCCACUUUAUUUUCAAUGGAAUAAAAUGUUUUUAGAUAUGCAAAAAAAUUCUGACGGUAAGAUUUUCAAAAUAUUUUGUAGCUUUAAUGACAUACAAAAAUGCUUCAAAACGGACAGGAAAAAUGUUGGGGUUACCGUGCAUCUAAGAGAUUUAUUAAGAAAAAACUGUUAAAAACUGGUGAAUUUUGAUAUUUUUGUUCUUUUUGCUUUAAUCUAUAUUUUCUAGAUAAAAUAAAGUGCUAUCUUGAAGAGUUUUAUUUCAGUUAUAGCUUAUUGUUAUAUGUAUCAGUCAGAAAAAUAUCAAAACCAAACUUGAUCUAUUUCAUAGAUAUUUGAAAUUACCUACCCCUACCCCAUCUUAAAUCUUACGUCAAAUUUAGGCAAAUGCCAGCCAAAAAUACGGGUGAAAAAAUUUUUUUCGCAAAAAGUAGAAUCUGUUUUGUUAAAUGGUACAUUAUUAGCCAUAUUUUAAUUAUUUAACGUUAAUUUUUUGCAAAACUUUUGUUAGAAAGCAAUAUUCGAAGAAACAUUUUUCAAAAUGGCGGAUAUCCUGAAAAAAAAAACGCUUGUACAUCCUUAAGGAAAUUAUUAAAAUAUUUGAGUGAUGUUUUGAAUACAGUGAUUUAUGCUAGUGGUGAUAUAUGUAUACUUUUUGUCGGGCAGUAUUGUCAUUACUACAAAUGAAAUGUUUUUGGUUAUAUAUAUUCUGUUGAAAGGAACAUCUCCCUUUGUAUAACCAUGUUAAAUGUAUAAUAUUUAGCCUCACUGAUAUUAUAUGUCAAUAUUAUAUUUUGCCUCAUAUUAUCAUGUGUAUCAUGAAAUGAGAGUAAUAAAUUGAAUUGAAUUGAAAAUUGAAUUGAAUUGAAUUGAAUUGAAUUUACACAAAUCACGUCGCUCUAUAUUUUCAUUCAAUAGCCAUAUUUAUUUGUAAAUGGCAGUAUUUAGUGCACUUUUAUCUUAUAGUAUACAAAAAUAUUUAUAAUAAUACCUUUUAUAUACGACACGGAGCUACAACAAAAAGUACUUCAUUAAGUCAUAUUGUUGUUUUCAAGUGUAAAUACGUUCUGUUGUACAAUCAACCAAUUAGAACACACAGCAAGCGACUAAAUAAAUGUACAUACAUGCAAAGUAACGAAAGCUGAAAAAUAAUGUAAUCUAAAAUCUUCAGAGAUAUUUAAUUUCUAUAAAAUGUGUUCAC